Apaloderma vittatum (bar-tailed trogon) is the source of this 5272-nucleotide messenger RNA. It is a transcript of the gene CLSTN1, whose product is annotated as calsyntenin 1. Gene Ontology annotation, molecular function: calcium ion binding; amyloid-beta binding; X11-like protein binding. NCBI's taxonomy places the organism in Eukaryota, Metazoa, Chordata, Aves, Trogoniformes, Trogonidae. The transcript is spliced from 19 exons. Gene Ontology annotation, biological process: positive regulation of synapse assembly; homophilic cell-cell adhesion; positive regulation of synaptic transmission. The coding region runs from base 1 to 2853 and encodes 950 amino acids. Gene Ontology annotation, cellular component: postsynaptic membrane; cell surface. The record is from RefSeq and is a predicted model, not a curated record.
AUGACUCUUAACAAGCAUAAGCCGUGGAUUGAAACAACCUACCAUGGUAUAGUUACAGAAAAUGACAACACGGUGCUCUUGGACCCCCCCUUGAUAGCCCUGGACAAAGAUGCCCCUCUGCGUUUUGCAGAGAGUUUUGAGGUGACAGUCACCAAAGAAGGUGAGAUCUGUGGCUUUAAAAUUCACGGGCAAAAUGUUCCCUUCGAAGCAGUGGUAGUGGAUAAAUCCACUGGGGAGGGAAUAAUACGCUCCAAAGAAAAGCUUGACUGUGAGCUGCAGAAGGACUACACGUUCACCAUCCAGGCCUACGACUGCGGAAAGGGACCAGAUGGAGCAAAUGCCAAAAAAUCCCACAAAGCAACAGUACACAUUCAGGUGAACGAUGUUAAUGAGUAUGCUCCUGUGUUCAAAGAGAAGUCCUACAAGGCAACAGUUAUCGAAGGGAAGAGGUAUGACAACAUCCUGAAGGUGGAAGCAGUGGAUGCAGAUUGUUCCCCUCAGUUCAGCCAGAUUUGCAGUUACGAAAUCGUAACUCCGGAUGUACCUUUUGCUAUAGACAAAGAUGGUUAUAUAAAAAACACAGAAAAGUUAAACUAUGGUAAAGAACAUCAGUAUAAACUGACAGUAACAGCGUAUGACUGUGGGAAGAAGAGAGCUGCUGAGGAUGUGUUGGUUAAAAUUAGCAUUAAGCCUACAUGCAAGCCUGGCUGGCAAGGUUGGAGCAAAAGAAUAGAGUAUGAGCCUGGUACUGGCUCCUUAGCUCUCUUCCCUGGGAUGCAUUUGGAGACGUGCGAUGAGCCGAUAACCUCAAUUCAAGCAACGGUUGAGCUAGAAACCAGCCAUAUUGGUAAAGGCUGCGAUAGAGACACCUACUCUGAGAAAUCCAUUCACAGACUCUGUGGUGCUGCUUCUGGCACGGCUGAGCUGCUUCCCCCUCCAAGCAGUGCCGCUAACUGGACAAUGGGACUUCCUACUGAUAACGGGCAUGACAGCGACCAAGUCUUUGAGUUUAAUGGCACACAAGCUGUGAAGAUUCCAGAUGGCGUUGUCACAGUCAAUCUCAAGGAACCCUUCACGAUUUCGGUGUGGAUGAGGCAUGGGCCCGGGACCAAAGAGAAGGAGACAAUUCUGUGCAACUCAGACAAGACAGAUAUGAACCGGCACCACUACACACUCUACGUACACAACUGCCGACUUGUUUUCCUCUUCCGCCAAGAUCCUUCAGAGGGAAAAACGUACAAACCUGCUGAAUUUCACUGGAAACUAAAUCAAGUAUGUGACAAGGAGUGGCAUCAUUAUGUCCUCAAUGUCGAAUUUCCUGUGGUGACUCUCUAUGUGGAUGGUGUUUCGUAUGAUCCUUUUCCAGUGACUGAAGAUUACCCACUUCAUCCUUCCAAGAUAGAAACGCAGCUCGUGGUUGGAGCGUGUUGGCAAGAAUAUACAGGAAAUGAAAAUGACAAUGAAACUGUGCCUGAGACCUCUGCAGGUGGUGAACUGCACAUGGCUCAGUUUUUCCGAGGCAACCUGGCAGGUUUGAUGAUUCGUUCUGGUAAACUGGAAAACAAGAAAGUGAUAGAUUGCCUGUACACCUGCAAAGAGGGACUGGAUUUGCAAAUGGCUGAUGGCGUUGGCAAAGGCGUGAAGGUCCACAUGAACCCAAGUCAGUCAACUCUGACCUUGGAAGGGGAUGAUAUCGACAGAGUUGAUAAGGCCAUGCAGCACAUUUCCUACCUGAAUUCCCGCCAGUUCCCAACACCGGGGAUUCGGAGGCUUAAAAUCACCAGCGUUGUCAAGUGUUUCAAUGAAGAGGACUGCGUCGCCAUUCCUUCUGUGGAGGGAUAUGUCAUGGUCUUGCAACCAGAGGAACCAAAGAUCAGCCUUAGUGGCAUCAACCAUUUUGCCCGCUCUGCUUCAGAGUUCGAGAGUCCUGAGGGUGUUGCCCUCUUUCCUGAGCUUCGCAUAAUAAGCACCAUUACACGGGAGGUGGAGCCGGAGGGAGACGGAGAUGAAGAUCCUACAGUACAAGAGUCCUUGGUAUCUGAAGAGAUCAUGCAUAACCUGGAUACGUGUGAGGUGACAGUGCAAGGAGAGGAACUAAAUCAGGAGCAAGAAAGCCUGGAGAUUGACAUGACACGGUUACAGCAGAAAGGCAUUGAGAUGAGUAGUUCCAACCUGGGCAUGAUAAUCACAGGGGUCGAUACUAUGGCUAGUUAUGAAGAAGUUUUGCAUUUGAUACGCUACAGAAACUGGCACACUGUUUCUCUCUUCGACAGAAAGUUCAAAUUAGUCUGUUCUGAGCUUAACGGACGCUAUGUCAGCAAUGAGUUCAAAGUGGAGGUGAAUGUUAUCCACACAGCCAACCCGGUUGAACACGCUAAUCACAUAGCUGCACAGCCACAGUUCGUUCACCCUGUGCAUCACACGUUUGUGGAUCUCUCUGGUCACAACGUCGCCAACCCUCACCCGUUUUCAGUUGUUCCAAGUACAGCCACUGUUGUGAUUGUAGUUUGUGUCAGUUUCCUGGUUUUUAUGAUUAUUCUGGGAGUGUUCCGAAUCCGAGCUGCCCAUCAGCGGACCAUGCGUGACCAGGACACUGGGAAGGAAAACGAGAUGGACUGGGAUGACUCUGCUUUGACCAUCACUGUGAACCCCAUGGAGACUUAUGAGGAUCAACACAGCAGUGAAGAGGAAGAGGAGGAAGAGGAAGAAGAAAGUGAAGAUGGAGAAGAAGACGACAUCACUAGCGCAGAGUCAGAAAGCAGUGAGGAGGAGGAGGGAGAGCAGGAGGAGGACCAACAGAAUGUUAAUAGACAGCAACAGCUGGAAUGGGAUGACUCUACCCUCAGUUAUUGAUUCUAGCUGUUCCCUUUGUCUUUGUUUCCGCUCUAGAAGACUCCACUGUAACACACUCCAUUGUUACCAAGGAUUCAUGGUGUUUAAAAAAAAAAAAAAAAGAGGAAAAAAAAAAUCAUUCUGGCCAGUAGAUUCAACCCCCACACAUCCCUGUGUUUGUGUUACGUCAGCUAGUUCCUGAUGCUGAUUUUAGAAUUGUAGUUAGCACCUCUUCUCCUUCAGCCAUGCCUCAGUGACUGGAUUUUUUUAUUUUUUUUUUUUACGCUAUGUGAGGAACCACCUUGCACUUUUUUCUUCAUGUCAUCUCAGCUAAGUGACUCUACAGGUCUGUAGCCAUUGCACAUGAAUUUCUGAACUGUCUUUUUUUGCUCAGUGAAACAAACUUGGCUUCGUUCCUUUUUCUAAAAGAUGCAAAGAUUGCUUGUUGGCAAAGGGUAAAGCUGCUCAUUUCAGCCUGUUGAUUUCUUUUAAUUUUUUUUCCCCGAAUUAGUGCAUGUGUAAAGUGGCAGAAUGAGGUUAAUAUGUAGAAGAUUAACAGACUUUUUAAUAUUUUGUAAAUAUAUUGGAAUUAUGUAAUUAUGUCAUUUGUGGUAGUGAAAAACAGGGAUUGGGGUUUAAAACAUGCUAAAGUAAACAAAAAUCAUGCAGCAUGAACUAUUACAAGUCUCAUACUACUGCAGCAGGAGCACGGGCACAGUUCUCUAGUGUAGAUGUUCCGGUAAUACAGUGUCAUUGGCCUUGGCUGCCAUGUUCGCUCAUGCCCCGCUCUUUUUUGUUUGUCUGGAAUUUUUCUUUCUUUAAUCUCCUUUAUUUUUACAGAGGGACUGGACAAGCUUCUGAGAAACUGUAGAGGCUUUAGGAACCUCUGCAGAGGUUUGGCUGCCCUGUGCGAUACAGCUUGUUGGGUGUUUUUUCUUUUCUCCAAUUAAAUCUUGGCAUAAGGGCUUUUAAGUUAUUGGGAAAGGACACUGCUUGGCUGGUGGGCACAUGGGUGUGCUGGUGCUGGGGUGUGUUGCCACAGCUCCUGUUAAUUACAGUCAGGCUGCCUGUUACACAGUGAUGGUCUGUCUGCGCCGCUGCCAGGGUGGAUUAUUCGUUUAGUUGCUGGAUUGUUACACUGGCAACCGAAGCUGGAAAGCCUGAGACCUGUGUACCUGUGCGUCUUGGCUACCAGUCUCCAUAGAUAGGUAUUUGGGGUUUGGUUCUGUUCAGUUUUUUUCUAAUUUGGUAGUGGGAGGGUUUGGGGCAUAGCUGAUGUAAUUUCUUUUAAACACACUCCUGCUCAUUCCCUAUAGCCCCUUGUACAGUAACUUGGACUGUUGGUGUAUUAAGCCUUUGUUUACACUUAGUAAUUGUGUUUUCCUGCUGGUGGAAAAACUAUAGCAUAAAUUAUCCAACCAGAAAACCUUGGGAAUCAUGUUAAUAUUAUUCCAGAUGAUUCUGGUUGUUUCAGAUCAAAGUUCUAAUGGAGUUGCAAAGGACUUUUUCUAAGGAAAUAGCUGGAAGGUACGAAAAGUAAAUUACAACCCUGUGGUGGAGAGUGCUAGUUUGUUUUGUUUUUUUUUUUUUUUGUAGGGCAGGUCUUGUUUAUUUAACUUUAUUUGGUCUUAUGCAGAGCCUUGAAUAAUGACUGUCUGCUUACUUGAGUUUUACAUUUGGAGAUGGAUAAAAUUUUUAAAGAGUACCUUGUUUUGCUUGUGACAGGAGACUAGGACUCCAUUCACUCCUCCGCACGGUAAGCAAAGUUCGGUUGUUGAUCUUGCACGUAGUCUGCCCUUGCUCGGGGUGCGCAGAGCCCGCGGGACGCGGCAGGGAGCCGUCGUGCUGGAGGAGCGAGAGCGAGCCAAAGGGUGGGGGCACAAAGGGUUGUAACCAGACAAAAGAUGAGGAUUGUUCCAAAUGUUUCUGUAGCUUCAGUUUUCAGAGCCAGACCUAUUCUCACCUAGCGACGUGUCGAGGGAUCUGACGGUGGGUUUCUGCCUGGGGUAGGCGUGACUGCGGAGUGCCUUUUACACGAGUAGGGGGACCUGGAGGCAGGGAAGAGAACCCACACAACUAGCUUACCGAUUUUGGGGUUGGUUUUUUUUUAUGUGAAAUUUUAGAUUUCUAAAAAAAUGGGGAAAUGGUUUUGACUACUUACGUGGUAAUUAACUGCUAGUUUUAAGUAAACUGGGAAACUUUUAACUUAUGUCUGACAGUUGUCCUGUGUUAAUGUGUAGAAGACUUAUCCUUCCAUAUACUGUUGCUGUAGCUGCUGUAUUUUAGACCAAAACUGAUCAUGGCUUAAUGGUGAUACGGAAAGGUUGUAAACGUCCUGAUGCAGUUUGUAGCCACUGUGGAUAUAACUUUUCAGAUGUGUAUAUUGGUAAAAGGUCAGUUUGGAAAGUCUUAUAAGCUACAAUAAAUUUAUGGUUCUAAA